This is a messenger RNA of Candoia aspera, 966 nucleotides long. RefSeq names its product engrailed homeobox 2 (gene EN2). The record is from RefSeq and is a predicted model, not a curated record. The coding region runs from base 1 to 966 and encodes 321 amino acids. Lineage: Eukaryota; Metazoa; Chordata; Lepidosauria; Squamata; Candoiidae. Gene Ontology annotation, molecular function: DNA-binding transcription factor activity, RNA polymerase II-specific; RNA polymerase II cis-regulatory region sequence-specific DNA binding. Gene Ontology annotation, biological process: multicellular organism development; neuron differentiation; regulation of transcription by RNA polymerase II. The transcript is spliced from 2 exons. Gene Ontology annotation, cellular component: nucleus.
AUGGAGGAGAGCGAGCAGCGCCUGGGCGACGGAGGCGCCGAGCCGCCGCCGCCGCCGCCGCCGCCGGAGGAGGCGAGCAGCGGCAGCGACGGCGAGGCCAACCGGAGGAGGGCCCUGCUGCUGCCCCGCGUGCUCCAGGCGCCCGGCAACCACCCGCAUCCGCCGCACCGCAUCACCAACUUCUUCAUCGACAACAUCCUCCGCCCCGAGUUUGGCCGGAGGAAGGAGGACGGCGGCGGCGACAACGGCGGCGGCGACAGCCCGGAGCGGCGGCGGCGGCGGCAGCAGCAGCAGCCACAGCAGCAGCCACAGCAGCAGCAGCCGCAGCAGCAGCCGCAUCUGCUGGCCGCCAGGAGCCCCUCCGCGGCGCCGGCCGCGGGUUCCCUGGCCGAAGGAGGCGACGGCGGCGGCGACGGCGGCGGCGGCAACGGCUGCUCCAAGGCGCUGGUCCCCGCCAAGAAGGGAGGCGACUGCGGGGAGCUCGUCGGAGCCUUGAAGCCCGGCAGCGGCGGCGGCGGCGGCGGCGGCGGCGACCUGUCGCUCAGCUCCGAUUCGGACAGCUCGCAGGCCAGCUCUUUCCCCAGCGGGCAGCCCAUGCUGUGGCCGGCCUGGGUCUACUGCACCCGCUACUCGGACAGGCCUUCGUCAGGCCCCCGCUCGCGGAAACCAAAGAAGAAGAACCCGAACAAGGAGGACAAGCGGCCGCGGACGGCCUUCACAGCCGAGCAGCUGCAGAGACUCAAGGCGGAGUUCCAGACGAACCGGUACUUGACGGAGCAGCGGCGGCAGAGCCUGGCUCAGGAGCUCAGCCUGAACGAGUCCCAGAUCAAGAUCUGGUUCCAGAACAAGCGGGCCAAAAUCAAGAAAGCCACGGGCAACAAGAACUCCUUGGCGGUGCACCUCAUGGCGCAGGGGCUGUACAACCACUCCACGGCCGCCAAGGACGGAAAGUCCGACAGCGAGUAG